AUGCCCCGAACCUGGUUCGAUGAAGUGGUCCGGGGAGGCUUACAAUCCUUUAAUUCGUUUUUUACAUCUAGUCCCGGUCCUGCUGGCCCAGACAAGAAUCCGACACCUCGCACCCACUCCGAUGCCUCUGCCUCGCAUUCUCAUAGGGCUCAGAUGCCCCAAUACGGAUCUAAACGAUACCUUACCAGGAACGUGAGAAGAUUUGUGGAAGAUAAUGACAAUGAGCCCUGGGAUCCAAUCGAAAUUGAAAGUGACGAAGACCCGCCAGCGAAUUCAAGAGACCAAAUAACAAGAUCCACCUUCGGUAUACAAGAGGCUCCUCGGCGGUACGUGGCCAUCCACGGAAAAGAGACCCAGACGUCAGAAUCAAGAGACGAGGCCAGACUUCUCGGUGGGUUAACCAGACGUGAUCCUGGCGCCGUCUCCAUAGAGGACCCAAUGAAAAGAAUAUUCACGUCUCGCUACAAGCCACACGACACACUGAGCUCUGCACGUCCAGGAACACGAUCAGAACAUAUUCUACAUCGGACUCAACCAUUACGAACCCCUGCCCAUCCGCAUACUAAUUCUCAGUCUACUGGGAAUGAUUUUCUUAUGGACGAUUCGCCCGAUGAACUUCAGCUCAGUCCAAUACCAGCCCCUGAAGAGAACAGUUUGAAAGAUCGAACUCGCUCCAAACCUGACCAUGAAGAGCAUAGCUUGCUUCCGAGAGCGAGCACCCGGAACAGCAUGAUCUUCAGACCAGAGAGAUCCAUUUCCGACCGUCCUUCUCCAGAGGAUGAAGGCGACUUUACGAAGGUCUCAGCAAAACAGAGAAAGGCUGAAAGGGACAAAAUGUUUAGAAAUUCUUCUCCGGCACCAUCAAAUCACCUCUCAGCCGGCAGAAUUUCCUCUCCUUACUUCAGUCGAGCCGGGACUCCGUCGGAAACGCAACGUCAAAAACAAAGGCAGAGUCGCAUGGAAGCCCUCACACAGGAGAGCCCUGAUGCCCUUCAUGUCGAUGAUACCUCAACGUCUCAGCCACAACCUGUCGAAUCUGGAAAGUCUCUGGUUGAAGUGUCAACGAGAGAUCUGAGACACGUGCACACUGGGAACGAUCACAGCACAGGAAUCACCAAACCGGAAAAAUGGGCCCACAAGAAAACAUCUAAGUCUCGGAGUACUUUCAAACUGGAAGAUAUUAGAUACCCCGGCCCGACUUGCCACUCAAUGUAUGUCUUGGAGGUGGAUAGUGAGAGGAAAGAAAUUUCGAUCAAUACCGAAUCGCAGAUGUUAGGAAAUGAACCUGUCAUGGAAUCUCGACCAAUAACAAAGAUCCAACACGUUCAGUUUGGUACUGACGACAGUCCCCUGGUAAGACUUCAAUUUUCUCGACGCGAAAAUGCACGGGAACACUUUGAGGAUACAAUGAACCUGAGGUUCGGCUCGCACAAGGACGCGUACAACUUCGUGACCCUCUUACGAAAUUUGGUGGUCACUCUAAAGGUCACCGACAAAAAACCAAGCUGGAUGGAGGCGGCAUUUGCAAACUUCAAAACCGGUGCUCAUAACGCCAAUGCCGAGCCGAGCCGUCCUGAUGAUCUCCGAGCUGAACGACGUGCUUCCCCUUCCACGCCGUUGGAGUCAGCAAAAGCGUAUACUGGCGAGAAACGCAUUCGUCAGGUUGAUAAGCUCGAUGGACCAUCUCUCACGCUCCAGGCACCUACCACAAUAUCAGGUGCAGAUCGGUCUAGCCUUCAGGAAAUGGAUGCACCCCUCCAGCACAUCAACAACAACGAACCGGCGCCACAAUCCAAGCCCCGUGAGAAGCCACUGGAUCAGUCUCUUCAGCUCCGGCGGGCAACUCGAUCACAGGACAAUAAAGAAGCACGUAUGAAUGGAGGGCUGCAGAGUCAUGAUCAACCAAAAAUAAAGAUAUCAGAAACGGGGAUAUUGGGGAAGCCAUGGACAAGAGAUCUGGUGUAUCCGAAACCUGGCAAGAGAUCUGCAACGGUCCCAUUUGAAGAUCUCAGACGACUCGACGAUGAUGAAUUUCUCAACGACAACCUCAUAUCCUUUUUCAUGCAAUACCUGGAAACGCAUAUGGAGAAGAACAAGUCAGACUUGUACAGGAGAAUGUACUUCUUCAAUACCUACUUCUACGAAGCGCUCACCAAAAACUGCAAAGGCAAGAAAGGCAUUAAUUACGAUGCUGUGAAUCGAUGGACAAAGAAUAUCAACAUCUUCAACCGAGAUUUUGUGAUUGUUCCCGUUAACGAGAACUUUCACUGGUACCUUGCCAUCAUUUGCAAUCUGUCAUAUUUUUUACCAAAGCCUGACGAAGAAGAUGAAGAUCAAGUUGAUCCAAAUAUUCAGGCUACUGAAGAUGUCGAAUCCACUGAUCAGCGAAUGGAAGAAAUCGAAAAGCAAGCUGAAGCAUCGACUGAAGAUACUCAGAGGUCACUGGCUGAGCUGUCAAUUGGUGACAACGAGAAGAACGACACCUCUACGUCCACGGCUCAGCCUAAGAAGGGGCCGCGUCGACGCAAAGCUGUUCGUAGAUCACUCCCAAAGUACGAAACAAACAAACCAGUCAUUAUCACCCUCGACUCUUUAGGCUCAUCUCGUUCUGCUACAUGCUCGCUCCUCAAACAAUAUGUGGCCUCAGAAGCCAAAGACAAGCAAAAUUUGGACAUUAAUCUGGCUGAUCUGAGGGGUAUGACGGCAAAAGGAAUUCCAACCCAGAGUAAUUUCAGCGAUUGUGGCCUCUAUCUCUGCCUGUACUUGGAGCAAUUUGUGACAGACCCGUACAAGUUUGUUGCCAGGAUCCUUCAACGAGAAGAAAGUGCCCAGCAAUGGCCUCAAAGAAUUAGGAGUGGACAUUUGAGAGCAAGAUUGCGCGACUUGAUAUUGGAACUACAUCGGCGACAAGAGAAGGAGUUAUCUAAUAUGGAUCUACCGGAGGCCGGGAGCAUCUUGAUCGAACAGACAAGAGCUUCCCCCGAAUCGCCCCCUCGACGCAAAUCAGCUACCAAGCAAGACAUCGAGGAAGCGAGACUCAGAUUUGAACGUGUUGCCAGAGAAUACAAUCGGAACUUCGAAGAUCCUCCGGCAAAGGUGGCAGGACUGACUGACUCGACGCGAAAACCCUCUGCUAUAGACAGAAAUAUAUCAGUCGAUUCUCCUAUGGAUAAACCUGUUUUAGGCGUUGACCGAGACAAAAAAGAGGACGACCCCAUCAUCAUCUCGGAAGGAGAGGCGCGAAGCCCGUCUCUUUCGAAAAAGCUAUCUCCAUACCAGCCUCCUCCCAGAGCAACUAAAAUUGAUUCAAAAUCUGCUGCCCACGUCAGAGCAUCUCUGCCCACCAGCCACCAGGUCGCCGCGUCGAGAUCUAAAUUUCCUCCGCAUUCCUCACCAGGCGAACUAGCAGCCCAAAUGCGCCGCGGGAACGACGAAUACGAAUCCAAUAAGAGACGUCGAAUAGAUCAGCGCGGCAGCCACUCUGACAGGAGGAGGUCCAGAUCCCCGAGUGCAUCUACCGAUUUUCUAUCUGGAUUGCGCAGCUACUCGAGAAUCUCGCCUAACUUGCCACCACCGAGGUUCAACGACGAUUCAGACUGUGGAAAUGUGGAUGGAGACACGAGUAUCAAGAGAGUAAGAGACAGCCCCGGGCCACAAGUUGUUGCGGAAUGCCAGGCCACAGGUGACGAAGCAAUGCAUGGGCUGCGCAAGCGAAAGAGACGAAUGGGAAUUUCGCCAGAGAAGCGACCGGAUGACUUUUGGGCUGAAUUCGAUUUCAAUGCCGAGAUCCCUGAGACACAGGAGUCGACGAAUAUGGAGCGAAAUGAUGGACUUGACGCUUUCCUUGCUCAGGCGGCCGAUAGAGACUUUGAAGUCUAUGAAGAUUCAGAUGCGGACCCGGUCCCAGAAGUAGUAGCACGAAACUCCACACGUGGGCAUAACAAGGAUGAUGAUGAGAUGCUCCUUCACUGA
Rhinocladiella mackenziei CBS 650.93 is the source of this 3972-nucleotide messenger RNA. RefSeq lists its product as uncharacterized. The transcript has 7 exons. Gene Ontology annotation, biological process: protein desumoylation. Gene Ontology annotation, molecular function: SUMO-specific endopeptidase activity. Gene Ontology annotation, cellular component: cytoplasm; nucleus. Bases 1 to 3972 code for a protein of 1323 amino acids. The record is from RefSeq and is a predicted model, not a curated record. NCBI's taxonomy places the organism in Eukaryota, Fungi, Ascomycota, Eurotiomycetes, Chaetothyriales, Herpotrichiellaceae.